Molecule: messenger RNA, 2286 nt
Organism: Kalmanozyma brasiliensis GHG001
Lineage: Eukaryota; Fungi; Basidiomycota; Ustilaginomycetes; Ustilaginales
Product: BAG domain protein
Exons: 4
Coding region: 1-2286 (761 amino acids)
Cellular component (GO): nucleus
Molecular function (GO): protein-folding chaperone binding
Source: RefSeq, a predicted model, not a curated record
AUGUCAUCGCAAACGGAGUGGCCUCAGUCCCUCAAGGACUUUGCCAAUCGAGCCUUCGCUGCCUGCACCGACACCAAUCGAAAGGCGGUCUCGGAAGAACUCAGAGCACUCAUCUUUGAUUCCUUUCAGAAUGGUACCAUCCACACCACCGACUGGGCGAACGCCAGUCUCAAAAGCUUAGCAGGGCCCUCCACUCCGUCAAAGAAGUCGCUCCUCAAGAAACGGUCAGCACCUUCUUCCAACUCGCUCGCGGGCCUGUCCGCAUCCGACGUUGAGGAGCAAGAGAGGAAGGAGAAGCGCGCAAGGAGAUUCGAGCGGGAGCAAGAAGAGUUCAGGCGCGGAGAAGAUGAGAUGCUCGAGACGGCCAUUGCUAGCACCAGUCUAGCAUCCAGAUUCGGCGGUGGUCCAUCCUCAUCCGGGCCAGCAGCGUGGUCAGCAGGAGCCGCUGGAUUUGUCUCAACAGCACCAGCACGAGCGAACGGUUUCGGCAAUGGCAAGGGCAAAUACGCAGCACCGGUACCGCUCAGCGGCCCUCAAUUCACCGACACCGAAGUAGCAGAUCCCAACGUCAUCGACUGGGAUGAGCAUACAGUUGUGGGCACCAGCAGCAAGCUCGAAAAGUCCUACCUCCGACUCACCUCCGCACCUGAUCCCAAAACGGUCCGCCCGCUUUCCACGCUCGUGCAGACGCUCGAGCUGCUCAAGAAGAAAUGGCGAACCGAGAACAACUACUCGUACAUCUGCGACCAGUUCAAGUCGAUGCGCCAGGAUCUCACCGUGCAGCGGAUCAAGAACGAGUUCACAGUCAAGGUGUACGAGAUUCACGCUCGGAUUGCGCUCGAGAUGGGCGACCUCGGCGAGUACAAUCAGUGUCAGAGCCAAUUGAGAGGUCUUUAUGCAUACGGCAUCAAGGGCAGCGCCAUGGAGUUUCUCGCUUAUAGGAUUCUCUAUCUGCUACAUACCAAGAACCGCAGGGAUGUCAACGCACUCAUGGCAGAGCUGACGGAAGAACACAAGGCCGAGCCAGCAGUGGCGCACGCGCUCCAAGUGCGUGCGGCGUUGGUCACGGGCAACUACCAUUCCUUUUUCAAGCUCUAUACAGAUGCACCCAACAUGAACGCCUACAUCAUGGAUCACUUUGUCGAACGUGAACGCAUCAAUGCGCUGCUCAUCAUGUCCAAAUGCUAUCGACCAUCGAUCCCGCUAACAUUCAUCGCAGAAGAACUGGCAUUCCAGGACGUGAGCGAGGCGAACGAGUUUCUGACCGCCAACGCAGCCGCCACCUACAUCGAGCCGACGCCAGCCGAGCUGGCAGCAAUCGCACCUCAGACCAUCGGCAAGAAGAAGAAGUCGAAAUCGAUACCCAGCUUGCCGCUCGAGAAGCGACAGUGGGACGCAAAGGCAGCGAUGCAACCGCUCACGGACGCGAUACAGAAGUUCCGCAAGGCGAGCAAGGUUACAAGCAUGUCCUGGUUCUCAUCACAGUGGAACCGCUUCGCGAAUGGAGCCAAUGGCUCAUCCCAAUCAGGCAACCCUAAUGGGCCUAUUCGCAGGAUCGAAGUGGUCUGGGGCCGCGAGAGACUCCAGAUUGUCCUUCCACGCACAGCAGAACCCGUCACCCUCGGUCACUUGCGGCACGAGAUCGCCUCGAUCACCUCCCUCCCCUACGACAAGAUCAAGCUCAUCCACAAGGGUCUCGUGAUGCGAGAUGACCGCCUUCCGCUCUCGGCAUAUGGGCUGUCGGAAGGCUCGCGCAUCGGACUCGUCGGUAGUCGGGAGGAAGGAGACAGACCCGGCGCCAAGACAUCGGUUGGCAUCGGUGCGCUUUCGGUGGGCGAGCAGAAGGCGCGCGAGAAGAAGGAGCGAGAGGCGGAUACCAGCGAGCAGGGACUCAUGUCACGCAUCACCGAAGCGCUGGAGACCUCGCGCAAGGAUCUCUUCCCGGAAGUGGUCAAGGUGGAACAGGCGAUUGCGGACAGGACAGGUGGGGCUGCAUCCACAUCAGCUACGCCGACAGCAACGACGACAGCACCGGCACCAGCCUCGACCGAAGCAGAUCAGGAGGAGGGACAGCCUGCGAAAGCAGAAAAGAGGAUGUCGUCCGAAGACAUUGCAGACGCACAUAGAAGAUUGUCCGAGCUGCUGCUGAGGCAGUUGCUGGCACUAGACUCGGUCAACGUCAACAGCGACACGACGAGGCAGGCGCGCAAGAUCGCGGUCAAGGAGGUGCAGGGUCAUUUGGAUCGACUGGAUGCCGCCUGGUCCCAGUUCAAGAGCCGACAGUGA